ACGCGAUCCUCGCCGUAAAUCGUCUCCCUCCCUUUCCUCCGCCUCCGCCUCCUCCCCGCUUGGGCUGCGGCUCCCACCACCACAUGCCUCGGCCUCCCUCUCGCCGUCGCCGCCACCCCAAACCCUAGCCCCGGCCCGCCGGCGCCCCACCCCCACCGGAAACCCUAGAUCCUCCCGACGGCCCGCCCGAUGGCGGGGGCCCCCGCGGCGGGCCAGGUCGUGGAGCGGUUCCGCGCGCGGCUGCGCGAGGAGGCGGGCGGCGAGCCGGGUGCCGCCGCGGUGGUGCGCGUGUACGCGGAGGCGCUCCGGGAGCUUACCUUCAACUGCAAGCCGGUCAUCACCGAGCUCACCAUCAUCGCGGGGCAGCACGCCGCGCUCGCCGCCAGGGGCAUCGCCGACGCCGUCUGCGCCCGCGUCGCCGAGGUGCCACCUGACCAGAUAUUACCAUCUUUGUAUCUGCUAGAUAGUAUUGUGAAGAACAUAGGACGGGAAUAUAUAGACCAUUUUGCUGUUAGGUUGCAGAAGGUAUUUGUUGAUGCAUACUGCAGAGUUCAUCCCAGUCAGUAUGCUUCAAUGCGGCGCCUCUUUCGUACAUGGUGGUCAGUGUUUCCUUCUUCUGUGCUUCGUGGCAUCGAGGAUGACCUUCAAUUUUCUCCCUCAGAGGAUAAGCGUCCUGCCAUAGUGACAAAUCCACAUCAAUCAGAGUCACUAUCUCCUAGGCCGUCUCAUGGCAUACAUGUAAAUCCCAAGUAUCUGGAAGCACAACAAAAAUUGAAACAGGCCAAUGUGCAGACACAUCAACCAGCAGUUCGUGGCACGAGGCAAAUGGCUGAUUUGGAGGAGGAUCUGAUGAAUGGAUUAACAUCAAAUGGUUUGCGAGGGCGUCCGUCUUCAAUGCUUCAGAAAUCUACUGUGCAGUAUGCUGAUGAUCCUGAUCAACAAGAGACAUUUCGUUCUAUUGCUGGAAUAAGGGCAACAUCACCACAUCUGUUGAGCACACAUCCAUCCGAUGUCAUUCUAGAUGGGCCAUUAGCCACUUCAAGGAGAAACUUGUCCAGGUCGCCACCUCUUGAUGUGUUCCCUAGGAAUGUGUCUCCCAAGAGAGCGAUAGAGAGGAUGCCACCAUCUCAUUCUGUAUUGGGACCUGACCCCAGAAGAUUGCCUGAUCGGAAUGGCAGGUCGAGAUGGACUUUUGACGAUGGUGCACAGCGGCCGACAAUCAGCAUGCUUGAUGAAGAGUACAGGAAGCAAAGUGCAAGAGAACUUAUUGAUGCCUAUGGGAAUUGUCAAGGCCGAGAUGCUGAUGAAAGAGUUCCUAAAAUGCAGCGCCUGGAUUCAAAUGGGAUGGCUAGCAAAUCUAGUGCACGAAAUUGGCUCACUUCAGAGGAAGAAGAGUAUUCUUGGGAGGAUAUGAGUCCAACUUUGACUGAUCGAGUCAGAAGCAGCAUGCCGUCCUUUACUCCUGGAACCAUGAGAGCUGGAUUUCCUGGGGCAAAUGCAGGAUUACUGGAAUCUGAUACUGGGAGGCACAAUUUUCCAAGCCAAUCUCAUCGAUCAUCGAUUGAUGGACCACCAUUAAAUCUCGAAGAUAGGAUUACUUCUGCCAAUCAUGUUGAUAUGUCUACUAGUAGGAGAUAUCCAAGCAAUUAUGGUGUUCAGAAUGGAGCUCAUUUGGAGUUCCAGAUUUCUGAGCAUACCCUCAAUCACGGGAGAACUGCUACCAUGCAAACUCCACCUUGGCAGCAGCCUACUGGUCUGCCAUUGCGAGUACAAGCACUUGAACAUCCAUCAGUAGUUGAUAGAAUACCACUGCCUGCUGAUAGUGAAAUGCCAGUUAAGAGAUUGGAGAUUAGUGGUACAUACAAUGCUUUGGGUGUAGAUAUACCCUUGGUGGAGAAGCACAGGCCGCUAACUGCUCCUGCUCCGAUAGAAUGGCCUCCUCUUCGUCAUACUCAGUCGCAAACUUUACUACCGAUUCCACCCGAUACAAAACAUGUUAGAAAUGCAGCAGAUAGUCUAGAAAUUAGGCCAUUUGUUAGUCAAGGAGCCAGUUCAUCUGUAUUUGUUCCACAGCAUCAUUAUGAUGCCUUGGAUCGGAAAACACUACGUACUGGUAGCUUAGCUCAACCACCAUAUCAGCACCAAGAUUUGUUGCCAUCAAGUCAACAAAAUCAAGGUACAAUUUUGGGAAACCAAGCUCAGCCUCAUCAUCCUCAACAAUUCCAUCCCCAUCCCAAUCCUCACCAUCAGGAGGCUUUUAGAAGCUUUGCCCCUGGCAUGUCUGUAUCCCAGUUCGCAGGGCAAGGAGGUACUGCAGCGAUGCCACCAGUUUCACUUCUGCCAAGUUCCUUUUCUGUACCACCUGCUGUGCCACCCUAUGGCAUGCCAUCUGUGCCCAGUUUUCCUAGGCCACCAUUACCUCCUGGACCACCACCUGCUUCACUGCAGAUUGGUUCAUCAUCGUCACAAGUUGGUAGCGCUCAACCAUUUGUCUCCGGACUAUUGAGUAACCUUAUGCGGCAAGGUGUAAUUACAUUGGAAACACCUGGCCGACCUCAGGAUUCAAUUGGAGUUGACUUCAAUGUAGACCUCAAGGUACGAAACGAGCCUGUCAUCAAUGCUUUGUAUCAGGAUCUUUCAAGGCAGUGCAAAACUUGUGGCCUUCGGUUCAAAUGCCAAGAGGAGCAUCGUGCUCACAUGGACUGGCAUGUUACAAAAAAUAGAAAUUCAAAGAACCGUAAGCAAUCUUCACGUAAAUAUUUUGUCACGGCGGAGGAAUGGUUAAGAGCAGCAGAAACAGUUGGAAACGACGGUGUCCCUGCUUUUGUACCCUCAGACCCAGUCCCAGACAGAAAGGAAGAGAAAGAAAUGGCUGUUCCUGCGGAUGAGGAGCAAACAGCCUGUGCAUUAUGUAAAGAACCAUUUGAAGAUUUCUACAGUGAUGAGACUGAAGAGUGGAUGUACAAAGGUGCAGUUUACAUGAAUGCACCAGAUGGUAAUAUCGAUGGUCUGGAAAGGUCACAGUUGGGACCUAUUGUCCAUGCUAAAUGUCGAUCUGCGCCCAGCAAUACUUCUUAGGAUGGGCAUAGCUGGUUUGACUUCUUUUCUGGAUGCGGCUGUAGACAUGACCUGUAAACUACUGGAGACUCAGAUUUUGGUAUGAUUAGCUUCUUUCCUAUCUGGCUCUCUUGACAGCCAGUGCAUAGAUUGUUAAUGUGACAAUAGUGUAAAACUGUAAAAUCUUUCUGUAAUUCAGUGAUUGAGCAUCAGUGAUCUGCCAUACAAUCACUAUUGUCAUACUGUGCUUGUGCCCUGUCAUUUUUGUCCUUCUGUAGUUGCAGAGUGCUGCUGUUGCAUUACUACGGUUGUGCGAUCUACAUAUAAGCUUCAUGUCUAGGGUUUCAGGCAGCCCAGUUGGUGAUAGGCAUAUGUGUAACCAUGGUUUCACCGGACGUGAACAACAAUAUCUUUGUAUUGUUCUGCUUUCUUUCCCUUGUUAAUAUUUUGUGCAGGACAAUAUCAGUCUCUUAGUUGGCUGCUAGCUUCCGCAACAUCGAAGGGAUCAUGCAAGAUGACCAAGAGUGAUGGCAUCUGUCUAUGGCUCUCCUGAACUACUGAAGGGACUAAAUGCUGCCUUUUCUUUUAUUGUCUUUCAGUAUUUUCUUUGUAAGUCGAGAGCAAUGUAUAAAGUGUGGUGAAGAUCAUUCUUGGUCGCUUGUAUAAUUCCAUCUUGCUGGAUUUAUUUGUGCUAGCCAAAUCCGAUUCAGAUUGUUUUCA
Panicum hallii is the source of this 3777-nucleotide messenger RNA. RefSeq names its product polyadenylation and cleavage factor homolog 4-like. The transcript is spliced from 7 exons. Lineage: Eukaryota; Viridiplantae; Streptophyta; Magnoliopsida; Poales; Poaceae. Gene Ontology annotation, molecular function: mRNA binding; RNA polymerase II complex binding. The record is from RefSeq and is a predicted model, not a curated record. Gene Ontology annotation, cellular component: cytoplasm; mRNA cleavage factor complex. Gene Ontology annotation, biological process: termination of RNA polymerase II transcription. The coding region runs from base 190 to 3078 and encodes 962 amino acids.